GGUCAGGUCCCCGCGAAGCUGCGCAGGUGCAGAGUCCCCGACAAAGCGACGCGGCUGGCCGGCCUGGUCCUCGCAGAGACUGUGAGCCUGCGGCUGCAGAUUAUCUUACACUGAGUUGAUCGAGUACUUUGAAAAUGACUUCCAAGCUACUUUCAGUGUCCUUCACAAUUGCUAUCCUAAGUCUUUCAACUACAUUUGCUCUCCGACCAGACCAGCAAAAGGUUCUACUCGUUUCAUUUGAUGGAUUCCGCUGGGAUUACUUAUACAAAGUUCCGACGCCCCAUUUUCACGAUCUCAUGAAACACGGUGUGCAUGUGAAGCAGGUUACUAACGUUUUCAUUACAAAGACUUACCCCAACCACUAUACUCUGGUCACUGGCCUCUUUGCAGAGAAUCAUGGGAUUGUGGCAAAUGACAUGUUUGAUCCUAUUCUGAACAGAUCUUUCUCCCUGGACCACAUGAAUAUUUAUGAUUCUGAGUUUUGGGAAGAAGCCACACCAAUAUGGAUCACAAACCAGAGGGCCGGACAUGCGAGUGGUUCAGCUAUGUGGCCGGGAGGUGAUGUAAAGAUUCACAACAGCUUUCCAACUCACUACCUGCCUUACAACGAGUCCAUUUCAUUUGAAGAAAGAGUUGCCCAAAUCAUAGAAUGGUUCACAUCAGAAGAGCCCAUAAAUCUUGGUCUCCUCUACUGGGAAGACCCUGAUGACAUGGGCCACCAGUUGGGACCUGAUAAUCCUCUCAUGGGGCCUGUCAUUUCAGAUAUUGACCACAAGUUAGGAUAUCUCAUUCAAAUGCUGAAGAAAGCAAAACUGUGGAACGUGGUGAACCUCAUCGUCACAAGUGACCAUGGCAUGACCCAGUGUUCUAAGGAAAGGGUGAUAGAGCUUGACCAGUAUCUGGAUAGAGACCACUACACCCUGAUUGACCAAUCUCCAGUAGCCGCCAUCUUACCAAAAGAAGGUAAGCUCGAUGAAGUCUACGAAGCACUGGCUGAUGCUCAUCCUAACCUCACUGUUUACAAAAAAGAGGAGGUGCCAGAGCGAUGGAGUUACAAAAACAACAGGCGGAUCCAGCCGGUUGUGGCGGUGGCUGAUGAAGGGUGGUAUAUUUUACAGAAUAAGUCAGAUGAAUUUCUGUUAGGCAACCAUGGUUAUGAUAAUGCAUUAGCAGAAAUGCAUCCAAUAUUUUUAGCCCACGGUCCUGCCUUCCGAAAGAAUUUCACAAAAGAAGCCAUGAACUCCACAGAUCUGUACCCCCUGCUGUGCCACCUCCUCAGUAUCACCGCCCUGCCACACAAUGGAUCCCUCAGCAAUGUCCAGGACCUGCUCAGUUCCGCAGCUCCAAAAGCAAUUCCUUAUACACAGAGCACGACCCUCCUCCUGGGGGAUGACCACUUAGGAGAGCUUGGGCAAGAGGAGUCCUACCCUUACUUCCUUGGGGUCUCUCUUGGCUGCGUUAUAGUGAUUGUAUUUUUUGUAAUUUUCAUUAAACACUUAAUUGACAGCCAAGCACCUGCCUUACAAGAUACGCAGGCUGAAAUUGCUCAACCAUUGCUACAAGCUUAAUGCUUCUCUGAGAUGGAAUUGCAUAUAAGGAGAUUGCACGAUUAUGUCAAUGUGUAAGUUUCACAUUCUAAAAAAACAGUUUCAGACAUCUGCAGAGGCCAUCGAGCAGUUAAUACAUAUUUUGGGGCACACGCGCGCGCGCACACACACACACCCAAACACCUGACCCUGUAGAGGAUUAAAGACUUGAGGGUAUUUUUCCCAGAUUCUCUCCCUUAGGGGUAGAUAAACACUACUUUCUUUGAACUUGGCACAUAACAUGUAUAUAUUUAGCAACUUUGCACUAAAGUAUCUUAUGCAUUGCACUUUAAAUUACUCUUGAGUGAGUACUUUUCUUUGAAAUGCACUCUAUAGAUUGUCCAGUCUUAUAACUCGGGUAGAAAACUUCUUGCACCUAGAUUACAGAAUAUUUGUAUUUCAUGGUCAGGCUGAAGGGCAUUUCUAAUCAUUCCUGAAGAAUGUAGGAAUCUCCUUAAACUGAUAGAACACGAAAAAUGCAGAACUGUUGAAAUCAAUGAAAUGAACUUUGUCCCCAGCAGCAGGCUAUACCGGUGGGUGUUUCUUGUCAUGGUUCUUUCCAAAGGAUAGAGACUCCAGCACUGACAGGUGCAUCAUACAUGCUAUUCUGCCAUCAAAUUAAUCACUGCUGAGCUGGGCAUGGUGGCACACGCCUGUAAUCCCAGCACUUGGGAGGCUGAGGCAGGAGGAUUGCU
Messenger RNA from Fukomys damarensis (Damara mole-rat), 2281 nucleotides. RefSeq names its product ectonucleotide pyrophosphatase/phosphodiesterase family member 5 (gene Enpp5). The transcript has 4 exons. The record is from RefSeq and is a predicted model, not a curated record. The coding region runs from base 135 to 1568 and encodes 477 amino acids. NCBI's taxonomy places the organism in Eukaryota, Metazoa, Chordata, Mammalia, Rodentia, Bathyergidae.